GUUUCUAAGACAAUGGCCAAGACUUUACGAAUACUAGACGGUGUAAAGUCCUGGGAGCUCUUUUCCAGCCUCUGUAUCAAGCGCCCGACCGUCAUCACUCCACAACUCACAACAUUAGAAAGCAAAGUAGCUGACUUGUUUGCUGCUAUGGAUUUCGAAAAAAGCCACUUGUCUUCUCAUGAAUUGCGGGAUAAAAUCGAACGGUCAAGAUUGAUGAAGGCUUUGGAAAGAGGAGAUGCAACCUCUGUGAGUAACGAUGGGGCACUUCUAACCGCACGGGAAUUGGAGCUCGAGUGGCAAGAGGCAGCACGUGUUUUCAAGCCGGCUGAUAGACUCACAGAAUUUGAUGAAUCGGGCAAUGCGAAGACAGCCUGGCGUCAAUUGGAUAAGCCAUUGGUCAUGCUUGUUAAGCAGUCUUUUAAGAACGAACCUCCUGCCUGGUGUUUGCCGUGUCUGAGGGUGGAGAAUAACCGGACACUGAGAGAGACGGCAGAUGUUGUGAUAGAGAAGUAUAUUCCCAAAACAGCGAAAUGUCGCAUCUUCGGGAACGCUCCUUCUGCCGUUCAUGUGUACAAAUAUCGCGACAAGAACAGUGGUGAAAAAAUGGGCGCCCAGUAUCCAAAAAUAACUCGCCCACAGCAGCGGAAGUUAUUCUAUUGUGACACUAUGUUCACUGUGCCGUGGGUCUUGUUUUUAUCAACCUGCACAAAUCGAUUAUGGGACCCAAUUGUUCAUCAAGGAUCACUGUCACACCAAGUGGUAGGAGGUAUGCGAAAUCUGAAAAUGAUAACCCCCACCGAUCUAAACAGGGGUAUGAAUGAUUGCAUUUUGCAGAUUUCCUGAUCUCUUCGAAACUACUGUUUUUGUCGACGAGCUUCGACUUGUGUCGUUUCACCUUUAAUACGUCUUCAUCAUGAUCUGCACACUUUGUUCUCAUUCUAGUGUUAGUUUCCCACAUAUCGCUGCGAUCUCCCCUUUCAGAUGUAUUUCUUCAAUGUUUACGCCGAUCGCUUGUGGCAUGGUGACAAAAUGAUCUCACUUCCUGGAGUUACAGAUUUUGUUUGGAUAACUCGACAGCAGCUGGACAGUUUCAUUACAGACCGAAAAUUUCUGCGGGUGUUGAAGUCUUUCAUUACUGAAUACUAACUUUGCUCAUCCAGCCUUGUAGAUACAUUUUUAACACGGAAAUUGUGACUGGUUUUGAGGCAAAAGUACAAAAGUACGAAUUCCUUCGUUCACAUUGGAUGUUAGCCUUCCGCAAACUCAACUGUUUCAGCUGACAGCAUGUCACAAGUUUUGUGAUAAAUUUACUUUACGCUUAGUCUGAAGAGACUGGAAUAUGGCCAAUCUCGGAGUGUACCGCUUAUCCGCUUGUGGAUGACCAUAGGUUCUGCAUUUUACCCAUUCCACCUGAGACAGUGCCCUGAAUUUCAUAACUAAGGGUACAAGAAUGAAG
Messenger RNA from Dicrocoelium dendriticum, 1456 nucleotides. The record is from the annotation of a GenBank genome assembly. NCBI's taxonomy places the organism in Eukaryota, Metazoa, Platyhelminthes, Trematoda, Plagiorchiida, Dicrocoeliidae.